GGAAGCUGUACUGAGGUUCGAGUGCAGAAAGGGAGCCGUAGCCAACCAGAGGCCGGGGAAACGUGAGCGGCGGGCAGCCGGACCAAUCGAACAAGGAGAAACUCCACUGUAUCCAUUUUUUUGAAAGCGGUUGAGAGGUUGGGGAAAGCCUCCCGCAUCUUUGCUGCGGGUUGUCCAAAACGGGGGGAAAGGAGCCCCCCUCGGCUGGUUCUCGUCUGCCCCGUUUGCUGCUGGCUGUGAGCUUUGCUACUGGCGACCAUGAGCAAAGGUAUUCCUCCCCAUUGGUUUGAGGACUAUUAUGGGAUGGGGUUUCGGGAAGAAUUUGAUAUGGGAGGAGGGGGUCCCAAAUGGAGAGAGAUGGUGGGGAGUGGGGGGCAAAGUGUGCUUUGGAGAGCAGGCGAAGAUGGGAAGUGGGGAGGGGUCUGCCUUUUGAGGAGUGAAUUUUUAAAAGUGAACGGAAGCUAAGCUGCAGGAUGGGAGAUGGGAUUUUUGGUGCGUGGGUGGAAAAAUUCAAAUUGUCCUGGGGGUGGGGAGCAGGGGCACCUUACAAGCGGGAACCAUGGAGGGUGGUCCCCAGUUUUAGACGAUUAUUGCACUUCUGUAGGGAUCUAACAGCAAAAGGCGUGGGGCUUCCCCCCGGCCCUGAUUCUACCAGUUCUUCUGAUAUCUUCUGAGCUUUUACAGUGUGUAACUGUAAUGGAUAGUUGCUGAAGGGAGUUGAAUUAUACCAGUGUUUCUCAAACUUGGUUCCCCAGCUGUUGUUGAGGCUAUGUACAUUGUCCCUGCAUAAUCCAUAGCUAGCAGGACCAGUGGUCAAGGGGGUGGUGUUGGGAUGUGGUUGUUACCUGCAUCUAGGAUUAGUUGUCUAGCAGCAUGGCUUUUAAAAUUGAUUAAAUCUGCACUCUCAGUGUCAUUUAGCUGGGAGUAUGCCCCAGUGAAUUCAGUAGGACUUACUUGGAACAUGGUUAGGAUUUGUGCUGUAAGUUUGUGUAAAUAGCUACCUGACAGUUCUGAAGGGCCCUAUCUAAGGAGAGGCAUUCCUUUCUGAAUAUGAGAUAAUGCCUCUUCUAAAGGGGAACCCUCCCAUCCACGGCUUUCAUAAUUUUAAUUUAAAAAAAUCAAAAAGAAGUCUGCUGUUUAAUUAAUAUUGGAAGCACUUCCAAUAUAAAUAAAUAAAGGAAAAGGAUCUGAAUCGAUAAAUUGUGGAAGCUGCCGAAAUUAAGAUUUGUACGUAGAAUAAAAUAUAGUGUUUCGUUAAUUCACCCUUCUGAAAACUGUUGUUGUUGUUUUGGUAUUUUUUAAAUUUGCAUUUUCACAUACUGUACAACAAACAUUUGAAAGACAAAUAAAAAAACAGCAACAGCAGCUAGUUGCUUAAUUCUCAUGGAAGAAAGUGUAACAGGCAGCUUAAGGUUAACGCCAAUACAAAGAGAAUGCCUACACUGUGAAUUAAGGUCAUUAGUCCAGUAAAUUCCCCAAAGGUUUCCAUGAGUUUGAUGUGGUUGUCUGAUUUGAUAAUCACAUCAUCUUUAAGAGAUGAAUGGAUGCCAAGCAGUGUAGGAGGAUAAAAGAUCCAUUUUGCCACUGGCUGCUUUGAUCUGGCAUGUCAAUUUCCCAACCUGAGCAACUGACCAAACAUGUAUGUACCAAGAAUCAACAGACAAACCUGCUGCAGACCCCCAAGAUUUGGCUACUUCCAGAUGUGUAGCCACAAAUAAGAACAUUAGCAUCUCCCUCUAGAAAUUGUUUAAGGUUAGGAGUUCAGGUGAUGGGGGGCACUGUAAGGAAUGCAUAAUUAUGAGAUCACCUCAAAAAGGAUGCUGAAGAAUUGGAAAACGUUCAGAAAAGGGCACCCAAAAUGAUCAAGGAGAUGGAGCGACACAGGAAAGUACAGUACUUAUUUACACAGUGCAUAGUUAAACUAUGGAACUGAGGUACCUUGCAGAAAUGUUAGGAGGAUGUAAACCGUGAUACUGUGUGAUGGGAAAUCUGAAGGAAUAUGGAGUUGAGGCAGUUAUAUGUGUAAGGUUGCAGCCAUGGGCGAGUGUCUGAGGUCCCAGAUUUUGUAGCCCAACCACUUCCAAGGAAGCAAUUUGCUUCUGCUUAAAGAGGUAUAAGGAGCUAUUCUAUGACUGGAGCUAUUCCAUGACUAAGCCAUCACACAAAUACGUAGCUGUCAACUUUUCCAUUUUAUUGCGAGGAAUCCUAUUCGGAAUAAGGGAAUUUUGCUUAAAAAGGGGGGAACGUUGACAGCUAGGCACAAAUAAACUUGUGAUCCUACACACCAAGGAUCCUUCAACAUGGCACCCUCCAGGCCUUUUGGACUAGAACUCCCAUCAGCCACAGUCUGUAUGGCCAACAGUCAUCAAUAAUCUGAAUUGUAGUGCAAAACUGAACACAGUGAAUAUGCACAGAUAAAUGUCAAAUGUCUGAGGCUGCCUGUAUUUAUGACUUGGUUGUUUUGCAAUUAUUCUGUUUCCCUGCCACAAUAUUUUAGUCUAUAGGCUGUGGAGCAUGUUUAGGUACAGAGGCAGGGCAAAGAGUUAUUUGGCAGAUAAAGUGCAAAUGACAGCAGAACUCUCUGGGGAGGAGGGUUUCUACUUUGUAAGGGGUCUGGGGCUCCCUGUGGAAUAAGAAAAAAGCAGCUUUUUAAAAAACUAUCGUGGGGGUGCAUACAAUUGCAGGUUCUUGUGUGGCAUACAGAAAUUCAACAAGUCGCGUUUGUUGGUGUCAGUGCCUCUUCAAUGUCCUCCUGCAGCACCAUUAUUAAAGAAUCUGAAGUCCUAAUACAAAGGUGUGAGCUCUAGGGGUGAAGGGGGAAGCUGAGUGGUAGCAGGAGGUGGACUGUUUUGGGGGCGCCGGGGGAAAGCCAUGCUAUGGAUCAGGCGCUGUCAUAAAUAUCAGGAAGGAAUGGUAACUUGGGAAAGUCAUCCAGCGUUAUGUGUGUUUGAAGAGGCUGGAAACUAUAUCUGGGGGUCUGGAAGUGGGGUAGUUUAUGCUCAGUGCAUAUCAGGGCCGCUGUUUGGGGGGGCAUGUGCGGGAGGGGCGGAAAAUCAAAGGGAGAAAGGCUUUUGCGGGACUUGGGAUGAAUGGCGAUUUGGUCUGUGCCGGAGCUUGAAGGCUGCUUGCUGCCGGCAGACGGAAUCGGGGGCGGGGGUGGCUAAUCCGUGGGGUCGGAGAUGACCCCUGGCUGCUGAGCUGCCUGCAGCGGCUCCACCUGGUGGCCGGGAAGGAGCCUGGCCAGCCCUUUAAACAUGGCGGUGGUGGGAAGCGGGGCAGCGGCGGCGGCGGCGGCGGCUCCUCUUGCGCGCCGGGGGCUCCGGGCAUGAGCCGGCGCCGCGCUCUGACCGCCGCCUGUGCCCGGCCUCUUCCCGCCACCCGACCCCGCUCCACCCGCAGGCCGGAGGAGGAGGAGGAGGAAGAUGUCCCGACCCCGAGAGGGCAGAGCCGACGGCGGCGCGGAGGUGGUCGCCGAGAGCGCCGAGAAGCGGGGCGCCAGCCGGCCCAGGAUGAACGGGGUAAGCCGGGGGGAUCGCUGCUUCCCUUCCUCUCCCCCAGCCUCGGAUCUUCCCCCUGCCCUUUCCCCGCAGGGACACGCACGCUCGCUCGCUCUCUCCUGCCCCGCAGUUGCCGACAGGAGACGGCGAGGCUGCUCGGCCUCUCCAGCGCGCCCUGGGCGCAGCGCGGCGCCACCGAAGCGGGCGGAAAAGGCCUCUGGCGCCGCCCGGCGCGCCCGGCUCGUGGGCUCGGAAGCGCAGCCGGGGACGCCGCGCCGGGGGCUCCCCCCCCCCGGGUCACCCGCCCCCGCGAGGGCCUUUGCUGUGCGGCAGUCGGGGGCCGAGGGACUCCUCCUGCUGCUGCUGGCGGCGGGGCGCCGUCUGGGAUCCUCCCCGCCAAGUCGGAAGGUUGGAAAUGGCAACUCAAGAUCCUGUUUUGGAAAAGAGCCUUUUAAAGUAGGGUUCUCAGGAACUUUAAAAAUUAGUUGGGGCACAGAUCUGGAUGGUAGCCUUUUAUGGGCUCCCCCCCCCCCACGAAGAGUAUUUUAUACUCCAGAUUGUGUAUGCUGUCCACCCAGGGCAACUCUGAUCAAGCAGGCUGCAUCAAUCCCCAUUUUAUAGAUGAGGCCAGAAAGGAAUUGGGUAACCGAGGCCAGCAUUGCUGAGCAAGAAUUUGAGCUCCUUGCUCCAAGCUCAGAAAUACAGCACUAGGUCUUAACAUGAGUCAUUUUUCUUCCUUUCUCCUCACCCCCCUCUGCUUGCUGCUACUUUCAUUAUCACUACUGUUAUUGUUAUUUCUAAAGUGCUUCAAAAGCUAAAUGCUGUACAAAAUUAGACCUUUUCUCCAGGGAUAGAACUGUUGGUCCCUUGUACCAUUUUGAAAGUGUAAUAUUUACUUGGAAACAAAUCCCCACUGUUUUAGUGGGCAUUACUCCCUAAGGCAGGAGUUACCGCUGUGGUGUCCACAGAGGCUCCCCCUUCUAUUCUCCCUAGUAGAAUAGGAUAUGGUGUACACUUAGUUGUGUCUGGGUAGAGCCCUGAUAUUUUCCCCAGUUUGCAGAUUGUUAGUGUUACUAGAUUAUCACCUGCCCUUCACCAAAAGGUACCAGGGCAGGUCAGGAGCUAUAUAGCCCUGAAUGUGACAGAGAGGCUUGUUGCCUUCCUGCCUCAGUUGUAGGCUUCCUGGUUAGCCACUGGGAGUGGCAGGAUGCUGGACAGGAUUCGAUCUUUGGUUUGACCCAGCAGGGCUUUUCUUAUGUGCUCAGUCCUAUUCAUGACGUGGAAGAAAUUCACAUUGAGUCCAGUAGCAGUUACUGCCAUGUCAGUGUGCUAUGAUUGUAUGCAUGUGCACUGCCACUAAGAAUCCUAGUCAUGUUUCUCUCUUCACGUGUUGCGUCCUGAUAUUUUGUUGGGAAUUGUACACACUGUUGUAAACCUCAGCUUCAGGGGCUAGAAACUUGGUGAGUUCCCCACUCUGCCCGCCCACCCACCCCCAAAAGAAAGCUGGCGUUAUCCACCACAAUUCUAGAGUUGCAUUUUUAAGAAGCACAAAAAUAGGCCAAGAGAACCCAUGUGCCUGCAUACUAGAAUAUUUUGACUGUUUCAUUUUAGGAGAACAUAUUUACUUGCCAGUCCAAAAUCUAUACCUACAUGAGUCCAAACAAACCUCCUUCUGUACGACCUCCACUUCAAGAGGAAAACUCUGCCACACAUCAUGAGGCAAAAUGCCAGAGCAAAAUGGGGAAUGAAAGCUACAGAAAAGGAGACGGUAAGCAUGAGCUUUUGUUAUUAGCGACUUGGUUGGCAAUGGGGCCAAACCCAUUUCGAUCAAGGUGUGUGUGUGUGUGUUUGCACGCACAUGUAUGUUUCUUUUUAAAUUUGUUGCCUAGAUUUCACUCAGAGUGAAAACGCUUUUUCACAAGCACCAUAAGAGGUUUCUUACAGUAAUGUUGCAUCAUCUCUGUGGGCGCUGCAUCUUUCCCCUUCCCCACCCCAUGUUGUAUCCUCACAACAGCCGUGUGAGGUAGGUUAGGCUGAGACACAAGGAUGAGCCCAGAUCCAUCUGGAGAGCAGAGAUGUGAACACAGCUCAUCCCCCCCAGCCCAUCCACAUUCAACUUUUCAACAUCACACUGACUCUCAAGCUCUCUAGAGUCUAGACCAAGAGAGGCUAAGCCUUUUCAUUGCAAGGGCCACAUUGCUUAGUUGGAAAAAAAAAUGAGGGGGAAGGGGACCAGUACCUCCCCAACCCCAAGCCAACAUGUUUGGUGUUUACAGGGAGGAUUUGCAUAUCCUAGUAUCCAGGGCAUUCCUAAGGUGGAGGUAGAGACAUGGGGUGGUAUCCAGUGCUGGAUUACCCAUUAGGUAGGCUAAGUACAUGUUUGGGGCAUGAGAUGUUUUAUUAAAAUAAUGUGGCAUUUGAAGAAGCAUCACGGGAAAAUAUAGUCUCAUACUCUCCCCACGCGCCCCCCUCUUUUCUCUUCUCUUUUUAUUACUUAUUCCCACCUAAACCAGGGGUCAUCCUACAAACGUUAAUUUAACUAAUGCAAAGGAAUCAGAUCCUGUGUUGUAAUAAAUAUAUGUUUUAUUACUGAUAUAGUAUUCUGAGUUAUAUGUUCCUGAUUUGGUCUCAUCCCCCGUCCCCCGAUGAAUAUUGUGCAAUUUGGUUUCUUUGUUGUUUUUAUUUUGAAUUACAUACCAGGGAGGGUGCAAUAAUCAUUUCAGUCGUUAGGGCCUCUAAAGGUCUUAAUAUGUCCCAUGUUGUGUCCACUGUGGUGCUGAGUUGAGGUCACUUACAGACUGACUUGUUGCACUGGUGAAAAGUGUCUCCCCAGUGGAACGCUGUUGCGCUAGAGAAUGCCUAAGUAGGAUGCUGGCAAUAUCUGUGACAUAACAGACUGCGCAAUCUCUUGCACAAUGGGCUUCUGCUUGCACAAAAUGGUUGUGCUGGAUUUCUCACUUGCGCAAUGUUAAAUCCCAUCUGUCCACUAGCACUGGAUACAGCCCAGAGGUAACAUUCAGGUUUGUUGCUCUGCACACCUUUGCCUCUGGUCUCCUCUAUUCCUGGCAUGUGGCCUGAGGAAUGUUGCCCAGAUGGUAAUGUAGCCCUUGAGGCAAAAAGAGAGAGAAGAUUUCUGAGACGUGCGGUAGAGGAACCAAGGUUUGGGUGGGAAGCAGAGCUCACUGACUUCAGCACUCCCGUGUCCAUUCAGUUGUUGGACGGGUUUAGCCGUCAAACGCAUCUGUCUUAUCUCCACAGCCUUUUUCGCCUCCUGCGGGUUAGAAUAAUGUUUAAGCUGGAGCACUGUUUUGACAUGGAGCAAAGCAGAUGUGAGCCUCAUCUCCUUUCAUGUUGAUUUGCAUCCCCCCCCCCGGCCAUCAUUUGCAGACAGGCUAAAUAUUGGCAAUGCAGCCGACAACACUAUGAAAUCUGAGGACCAGAACAGCAAAGAGUGUGAAUCUCCAGCCUCCUUCUCUAGUCCCAAACCUGAAGCCCCACAGCCUCCAAAAGCCCUGCCUCCAGAGCCCGCUGAUGCAGCAAACAGAAAGGAAGCCCAGAAGAAAGGUAGCAAGACCAAACCUGGCUCCAAGAGAAAGUAAGUGUGGCUCCAAGGGUGGCUGUGGAAUGCAACUGAUAAGGCAGCUUUCAGGCUUACAGUCUGAAAGUCAUGACGCAAAAGGAAGAGCAGAGGUUGAGGGAGGAGUGGGGGAAAGCGAGCACUGCUCCUUAGUUUGGGAGUUCUUGUAAUAUCCAGCUGGAAUGGAAAAUAAUUUGAAGAGAGGAGGACCACAUGUUGCUGGUCUCUCAGCAGGGCUGAUGGCAAGACCCUGCAGUCCCGUUUUUCUUCCUUUCUUGUAGCCUGAUGGAAUGGCUUUUCUUGGCUUAAUAAAGCUGUCACUUUUUAAAUGGGGCUAAUGCCUGCUUAGGGACGCGGGUGGCGCUGUGGUCUAAACCACAGUCCCCACGACGGGGUAAGCUCCCGUUGCUCGGUCCCUGCUCCUGCCCAUCUAGCAGUUCAAAAACACAUCAAAGUGCAAGUAGAUAAAUAGGUACCACUCCGGCAGGAAGGUAAACGGCGUUUCCGUGUGCUGCUCUGGUUCGCCAGAAAUGGCUUAGUCAUGCUGGCCACAUGACCCGGAAGCUGGACGCCGGCUCCCUCGGCCAGUAAAGCGAGAUGAGCGCCGCAACCCCAGAGUGGGUCACAACUGGACCUAACAGUCUGGGUCCCUUUACCUUUUAAUGCCUGCUUAUUGUCAGUAGGUGCCAUUAGAGUGCAGUCUGUAAACAGUAAAAAAAUACUGUACAUGCAACUCCUGUUUUGGAUGCAUUCUGAGAGCACGCAACUGUGCUCACGAGCAUCACCACAAACCUCGAAGUGGCAGAAAAAGGGGGUGGGGUGGGUUUAUGCAUGCUCUGCCGACGCACAUGAUGACCCAGAAUGUAAUCCCUGUGCAAAACGAGGGUUGCCUGUACUCCCAGGCAUAGCAAUAAUGACACCUAGUGGGAAUAACCAAUUAUCAUAACGUGAAGAGGAUAAAAAGGACACACAAGAGGAAGAGGGGAAUCAUAGAGUUGUAGAGUUGGAAGGGACCUCAAGGGUCAUCUAGUCCAACCUCCUGCAACCUAGGAAUCACAGCUAAAUCACAGGAAAGAGGUAGGACAGUUAAAAAUUGAUCACAUAAACUGACUGUAUAAGCGGUGAUUUCAAUUGCAAGGUGAUUUUGGGUGUUGUUACGGUAUAAUGUAGGGCUUGAGGAUCUGUGGUUGCUGGAUGUUGUUGGACUCCCAACUUGCAUCAGCUGCAGCUGGCAUGGCCAAAGGUCAGAGGUGUUGGGAGUCCAGCAACCUCUGAAAAGCCACAGCCCCCCUCCCCCAUCUCCAAGCCAAAAGGAUGCAGAGCUUUGAGGGGACACUGAGCUCUUUCCCAAGCAGAAUGGGGAUGUGGCAACCUCAUAGGCGUACUCAGCACAGAGAUGCCUCACCCUGGGAGAGACGAGGCUGAUUUAAGGGGAGAGUGGGGGAGCCCCUGGGCGUUCAUGUGGCUUUCUCCAUCUCUCUCAGAGCCCAAGGGAAAACGCAGCAGAACCGAAAGGUCACAGAUUAUUACCCUGUUAGAAGAAGCUCCCGGAAGAGCAAAAAAGAAUUACAGGUACUGUCUUCUCUUGUAGUGCCUCUUAAAACAACUUUGCCAAACCCCAAACACCCCUUGGGGACAGAUACUCCACCAAGGAACUGUGAAAACUCUUACAAAGGGUACCAUGGGAAUGACUGCCCCAUCUGACAGCCCAGUUCCUUGUUUCUGGUUUUGUUUUCUUUUAAUUCCACUUGCUUAUUUAGUCACUUUUGAGGGCCAAGCAAAGCCUAGUAAAGCAACAUACAGAGAGAAACUUAAGGUAUACGUACAUACAGAUGCAUGGGAGGUGCUGAGUUAGAUCAUCAGCGUUCUCUUAAAGGCAAUAGUAGAAAAUUGUAUGGCCCUGGCAGUCAGCAGGAUUAAAUCCUUCGCUCACCAAUCCUGAUGGGGUUUGCUUUGCCAGCUCUGUCAGGCAGGAAGUGGCAGAGAAGACCCCUGCAGGGUCAAACUUUCCUCUCAUCCCCUGACAACCUGAGGGUUUAAUCCCACUCAGUUUUCCCAUGUGUGCUGGGGAUUUAAAUAACAGUGCUGUGCUUUGAAAUGUCAGCACUUUGAAGUCUCAGUUUGGCCUGUUGGGGGAGAAUCAGGAUCUGGCUUAAGGUUCCCCACUCCUCUACUGCACAUGUAACCGAAGCAAUUGCGUUACAUUACAUUGCACCUCUGUUGCAUGAGGGUUUUGAGGUAUUGGGGUUUGGGGGUUAUUUUUAAAGGUUUCUGUGGCCUUUCUGGAAGGGUGGCAUCAAGAGGAGGUCUAUGAACUAUUUGCUGCCCCCAAUGCUGUUGUUUCUAUGUGACAUUUUGGCUGUAGGGACUAGGGACCCUGUGGCCCUCCAGAGGUUGUUGGACUUCAACAGCCCUCAGCCCCAGGCAGCAUGGCCAGUGGCCCAAGCUGGAGGAAGUUGUUGUCCAUCAACCUUGGGACAUCAUAGGUUCUCCACCACAGACAUUCUAUGAGGCUUUGAGAAUCCUUUUGCCACUUCAUGCAUAUAACAAAGCCAAGACUUUUGCUUCAGUGUGUGUAUCGUAUUUAUAUUCCUGAACUUACACAAAAUAAGGGCUGUGGAAUGCUUAUAUGAAAUGGGAGAUUUUAUCAUUGUGCAGUAGCAAUCCUAUGUGCAUUUACAGGGAAACAAGUCUCGCUGUGAUCAGUUUGACUUCCCAAUAAGUGUGUGGUUGUGUGUUAGGAUUGCAGCCCAACUCUUUUGCUUAAGUGCUGUAUCCCUCAUCAUGUUUGCUUGGGAGCAAGCCUUCAGGAACUUUCUAAAUAGUAGCACUUAGGCAGUGAUCCUGUGCACACUUUGCAUGUCUACCCAGCAGUAGGCCCCAUGGAGCCCAGCAGUGCUUCCUCCCUAGAAAGUGUGCAUGGGAUCACAGCCCUAGGCUCAUUCUUAUAAAUGUAGUGUUUCCAAGUAGCAUUGCUAUGUUUCUUGAUCUCUUUUCAGAUAGAGGAGAAAAAACGGAUAGAUGACUUAAUAGAGAGCGGCAAAGAAGAUGGCAUGCAGGUAACGGCAACAGCAUCAUGGCACUGCGGCUGGCAGUGGUUGUCCUCCAAGGGCAGGCCUGGGCUGCCAGUGAACCUCCAGGUGAACUAUGGUUCCCAUCAGCCCCAGCUAGCAAGACCAGUGAGCAGGAGUGAUGAGGCUGUAGCCCAGCAGCUACUAAAAAGCUACAGGUUCCCCAUUCCUGCCUUGGGGCAGCCUUCCCCAACCCGUUUGGGUCACAACUCCCAUCAGUGCCAAGCAGCCCAGUUGCAAUCCCAGGAGCUCCUCCCAGUCCACCAGGUGCCAUUUUGGCAACGCUGGGAUUCUCCUGUGGAGAGUGAGUUAGCUAUUAGUAUACAGCAGGGGUACUGGGUAGGAUAUUUUUAAGGUAACCCCCCCCCAAGUGGGAGGUAUUUAUUUUUAGUUGUUUGUAGUAUUACAACAGAUUAUUGUAAUAUUGUAAUGUAAAUAUUUUUAAAGGGUUUUUUUGUUGUUGCCUUGACCAAAAUAAAGCAACUAACAAAUUUAAUAAAUUCAAAUAAUCAUAAUUCUGUCCUCCUCUGACCUCCAGUGAGGUAGCAGCUGCUCUGUGCUGGGUUCUGGCCGACUGCAACAAGAGAGCGGAAAUCGGGUGUGGCUGCAGCAACGGUCAGCCUUGGACUGAGUCCCACACAGAGGCAGCAGUUCUGUCCCAGCCACAAACUCUGCUUUCUGUUAAAGGGCCCCAGCCUGCUCCAGCAGCCUUUUACUCUAACAGGGCAGGGGAAGCUCUGGUUGCGCCGAGGGCUCUGUGGUGAAAUCUUCUGAGGACAGCAGGGCGAAGUCCUUGGCUUUUGGGGGGGCCUUCCCCGUGUGCAGUUCUGCUUCUGAUUCAGAGGCCCCACCAGCAGUGCAUAUUUAAAGCAGUGUUCCACCCCUUAAAUUUCCCUCAGAGAAUCCAGGGAAUGGUGGUUGAACAAGGCUGGGCCAAGACUUUUUGGCACCUGAGGCAAACCACAAAAUGGCAACACACCCUGCCAGGGAAGAGGGGGUGAAGAAGAUCUACAUCUGGAACGAAGGGGGAUGAAGAUCUACAUUGGGAAGGAAGGUGGGAGGAGACUGGCAGCACCCUCUAUUUGCCUCUUUGCCAUGGGGGGGGGGGUCCCGCCAAGGAGGUGGAAGUUCCAGCCUCCAAGGAGGGCACCGCAGCCAUUGCUGCCACUGUGGCAGCAGCAGCAGGCAAUGGGUUCCUUGGAGGCCGGAACUGCUGCCCUUGUGGCUCCUGCUGCCCAAGACAGUCGCCCCACCUUGCCUCAUGGGUGGGCCAGCCCUGGUCCUGAGAAUCAUUAGGAGACCCUCGUUCCCCUCACAGAGUUGCAGUUCCCAGAAUUCCCUAGGAAGAAAUACUGGCUGUUAAACCACUAUGAGAAUUUUAGCUCUGUGAGGGCAAACGGUGUGUGUGUGUGUGUGUGUGUGUGUGUGUGUCUGUGUCUCCUAAUAAUGCUCAGCACCCUUAACAAACUACAGCUCCCAGGAGUCUUUGGGUAAGCCAUGACUAUGUAAAACAGCAUCAUAGUGCUUUAAAUAUAUGGUGCUGUUAGGGCCAGAGUCCCUGGACCGCUUCUCCAAAAGAAAGGGAAAUCUGACCCCAAGGUAAUCAACUUGGUGCCCUUCAGAUGUCACUGGACUCCAGCUCCCAUCAGGCUUAGCUAGCACAGCCAGUGGCUGGGAAUGAUGGGAGUUGCAGUCCAGCAACAACUGGAGGGCAGCCGGUUCCCCACAGAGCUUUGGGGUGUUUGAUGUCUUAGGCAGUAAUCUAUUUUAGAAAUUUGGGAGGUCUCAGAAGCAGUUCAUAAUAUGUUAACAGGGAUCGGCUCCUCAAAGAUAGAACGGGGGAGAUCCCAGUGGAGACCCACAAGUCCAUAGCUACAGCUGCAGUCGUCCCUGGCCUGCGGGUAGGUUAACAUGUCUUCUUCUUCUCUGCAGAUUGACUUCAUUGCUGGUAAAGGGCGAGGGGUCAUUGCAACCAAGCAUUUUAAACGAGGGGAGUUUGUGGUUGAAUAUCACGGGGACCUCAUUGAGAUCACGGAUGCCAAGAAACGAGAAGCUGUAUAUGCCCAAGACCCUUCCACUGGCUGCUAUAUGUACUACUUCCAGUACUUGAGAAAAACAUACUGGUGAGCUCCACUCCUUCUGCGAAGAUGCAUCUUACAUCAGGGCUGGGGAGCCUGUGGACUUCAACUCCCAUCAGCCCCAGCCAGUAGGUCAGUGGUCAUGGAUGAUGAGAGUUGUAGUCCAACAACAUUGGGAAGGCCACAGAGUCCCUACCCCUAAUUUGGAGGGUGAGGUAAUGUUGCUUCAGACAGCUUCGCACUUGGGGUUUUCCUUGGCUUGGAGAUAUGGGGGCGGGUUCCUGAAGGAAAAUGGAAGGGGCAUAUUUCCCUCUUAUCCUGGCAAAAUAUUUACUGAGAAUCAGGCCAUGUUAGAGUAGUUUGGAAGCUUUUUCUGCCUAUGACUCCCAUGACACAGCCAGGAUGGGAGACAUGUGGUGCACCCGACGUUGUGGGACUCCAAUUCCCUUCAGCCCCAAAGGGCCAGGGCUGAUGGGUGUUGUGUUCUAAUGUCAUGCAGAAGGCUGCAGACUUUCCCACCAGUGUGCUAGAGCACUGGUUCUCAAAGGGUGAGGCAAGUGUGGUGGAAAGAUUCAAGGACAAUUUAAACAUUUAAACAUUUCACCAUAGUAUAGUAUAGUAUAGUAUAGUAUAGUAUAGUAUAGUAUAGUAUAGUAUAGUAAUAAUUUCUUUUGGAUACACAACCAGGAACAGUACUCACGCUUUUCUUCAAGAGCAUUGGCUACUCUACAGUUCUCCAUGACAUAUUGUUGUGAACAGGGAUUUUCAACUCUGACAAAUAUGGAAGAUCAGAAAAGAGAGAGGCUUCUUUAUGUUGAUGAAACGAGAGUCUGUUUGUCUCAAAUUACGACCUAAUAUAGAUGAGAUUACCUGGAAAAAGCAAACUUACACCUCUCAUUGUGUUUGUGUACAUACUUAAGGUACAUAUUUAAGAGGCUUGUUUAUAAUUAUUUCUGGGAAUGUUUCAUGUUCUUAUGUAGCUGCAUUGUUCUAUACUUUCUGGAUAUCCCAAGAUCACAGUAUAAAGUAGUUGUGUUCUAUGUAAUAAAUCAAGCACUGCUGGGAAUUUUCCUUUUCCUUUUCCAGUGUAUUUCUUAUCAAUAAAAAAAAACAGUGUGGCAUGAACAAAUUUUUAUUCUGAAACAAGUUUGAGAACCACUGGCCUAGAGCAGCUUUUCCCAACCUUGAACCAUCAGAGGUUGUUGGGCUACAACUCCCCUCAUUCCUAGCUAGCAGGGCGAGUGCUCAGGGAUGAUGGGAAUUGCAGUCCAACAACAUCUGGGGACCUAAGGCUUUGCUAGAGAAAUUGUGCCUUUCUUGAUUUAGCGUUCCUUCUCUUCUCUGCUCUAGUGUUGAUGCCACAAAAGAGACCCACCGUCUUGGAAGGCUGAUCAAUCACAGCAAAUGCGGCAACUGUCAGACAAAACUUCAUGACAUUGAUGGCACGCCCCACCUCAUUCUGGUCGCCUCCCGUGACAUUAAAGCCGGCGAAGAACUCUUGUACGAUUACGGAGACAGGAGCAAAGCUUCUCUUGAAGCCCACCCGUGGCUGAAACAUUAGCGCAACUUCCUGGAACGGACUUACCAAGAGGACUCUUGUUUACAGCUCUUGUGGUAGACCCCCUUCCUGAGUCUGCUCUGUAACGGUGAUUUGAGAUGGCCGCUGCAGGGUGGAAGUCUUCCAGCCCUACCCCAAGCAGACUUGAACCUGAAUUCCUGGUGAUUUUAAUACAUUAUGCUCAUCUGGAUUGCCUAAUCCUCACUUCCUCUACCCAUCUGCAUACGAACAGAAGAAAUAAUCAGUGAUUCCUGACUUGGGGUUUUGGGGACUGAAUUUUUACUGAUGAGAAAGCAGCUUUUACUAAGGUUUGUUCGUUUUGAAGUCGCAGUUUUGCUCGUGCGAGGGAAGGAGGGAGGGCGAGGAAAGGAUAAUAUUAGGAAAAUAAACGUCUGAGGAGUGUUGACCAUCUCAGGUGAAUGUCAGGGGCAGGGGAGAUACCUGUUUCCCCUUCCUCUUUGGCCACUGCUUCCGUGAAUGCCUUUUCCGGGGCACAUCAGACACUUCCGAACUUCAUCUGGGAUUCUCUCAAUUCACAGGUGGGUUCUGGUGCUAUUAACAGAAAUCAGAUCCCUGCAACCAUUGGGUCUAAUCUAGGCAGAGAUGUACUUGUCCCAGUAACCCUGGGGGCUGCAAAUGGGGAGGAGAGGAAGGAGAAGUUUUGUUGCACAAGCAGAACAGCUGCACUGGAUACAGUCCUGUUAGGUUGGCAACUAGAUGGGCAAAGGGGUUAUGUGAGGCUCUGCUAAAGGUGAGCAAAGCUUUCUCCUUUCCACAGUGACUGUCCCUGCAACCCUUCUGGCACUGAUUAUGCAGCUACUGCUUCUAGAUGUACCUUCCUGGCUAAAGGAAGUAAACUGGAGCGAGUUGGUUUGUCAUCACCUGCCUUGGACAACCAUUGACUAUAUGGUCUGCCACCCUUCUCUGAAGCCUGGGAUGGGGAGCAUGUGGUCCACUGGUGGACUACAACUCCCAUCAGCCCAACCCAAGCAAUGACCAAUGUUCAGGGAAGAUGGGAGUUGUAGUCCACUAACAUCCCGAGGGAGCCACUGGUCUCCCCUCCUGUCUUAAACCCAGCACAGAUAAGUAGUCAGAGAAGGGAAAAGCUCUUCCUGCGUUUUAGGCCCCAGUGAGCGGCCUCUUGCCACCUUGGGAUGGCCACACAACUGUCCUUGUUUGGCUUCCUGCCACCAAGUCCUCCAGUGCUGACAUAGGAUUUAGGGACCCAGCCUCUGUUUUUCUUUUUUAAAAGAGCUGUGAACUCCACUCCUGAGGUUGCUGGAUUAUUAUUUUAAAUUUAUUUUAAAUAAAGGGCGUUUGAUCCACGUAGAACUGUGAAGCCAACAUGUUAAUAAUUAACUGCACUUUCUCUCUGAUAGAAAAGAGGGAGAAGAAUAACUUGGAGAAAACUCGAUGCUUUUUAUAGAAUCAAUGGCCGACUUUUGCUUAAGGGGAUUUUUUUUAAAUGAAAGCUUCUUGGGACAAAGCUCUUUUUCAGCAAUCUGGCUGCUGGGAAGCAUCAAUCAGUUCUGGUGCGAACAUGAGAUUAUUUAUUUACUCUUGACUGCUCUGUGGGGACCAUGUCCCCAAACUUGGACUUCCUCUUCUCUCUCUCUGGGUGGGUGUACAUACACACACACACACACACACACGCAUGUAUGUGCACACACAUACAGGCACCCUUGGCACACCUCCGAUUAGAUCUAGUGGGAUUAAAUAGGUACUUGCAGUAUAUCUCUUAGGGCAAGGAUGGUGACCCUGUGACCCCCAGAUGUUGCUGGAAUCUAGUUUUCAUCACCCCAGAUCACUUGCCAUCUUUGCUGCCAUGGCUGGGAGGCAAAGUCCAGCAACAUCUGGGGCACAUCAGGUUUCCCACUCCUGAUUUUGGGUGUGCUCCUCAAGCUGGCACCAAGUGCUCUUGGACCUUGGCUGCAUCCGAGGCUCUGGGAGACAGUUGGGGUGUGUAUGUCCAUGAAUACUGUGACAUCCUGGUUGUAUGCUUGAGCAGCAAGUGGGGUGGGGUGGGGCAAAGGGAGAUGGGACCUGACUUGGUAAUGUAUUUUUAAAAGCUUAAAAAAGACACCUUGAAGAAAAUAGUAUUUCUCUGUAUAAGAAAAUAAAGUGAUGUAUUUAUU
Podarcis lilfordi (Lilford's wall lizard) is the source of this 15916-nucleotide messenger RNA. Lineage: Eukaryota; Metazoa; Chordata; Lepidosauria; Squamata; Lacertidae. The record is from the annotation of a GenBank genome assembly.